This is a messenger RNA of Thermothelomyces thermophilus ATCC 42464, 989 nucleotides long. RefSeq lists its product as uncharacterized. The transcript has a single exon. Bases 137 to 727 code for a protein of 196 amino acids. Lineage: Eukaryota; Fungi; Ascomycota; Sordariomycetes; Sordariales; Chaetomiaceae. The record is from RefSeq and is a predicted model, not a curated record.
ACCUGAACGUUGAAGCAUUUGGAAGUUUUUGAGAUGAAUCGAUGAAGCAGUAGGGUGACGUACAUAAUUACUCUGAACUGCCACCAAUCGCUGCAUCGGCCAUCUGCUUCCUUCCGAGACCACAGCAGCCAUCACCAUGCCCGAUUUUGAAAAACAGAGUUACUGGCACGAGCGGUUUGCUUCGGAACGCGCCUUUGAAUGGCUGACGCCGUCGUCUACCGUCAUGGACAUUCUCACGCCUUAUCUGGCAGGCCUCAACGCAUCCAUCCGAAUUCUGCACUUGGGUUCCGGGACCAGCGAUCUCCACAACCACCUUCGCGAACGUGGCUUUCUCAACGUCACAAACGUCGACUAUGAACCGCUCGCACUGGAACGUGGCCGACAGCUGGAGCAAGACCGGUUUGGCGACGUACAGACUCAGUACCUGCUAGCAGACGCGACUCGGCUCAACUUGAGCGACAAGUAUCAGCUCGUCAUUGACAAGGGCACUGCCGACGCGAUUGCAUGCGGCGAAGAGGAUGCCUUGCUCUCCAUGGCUCGAAGUGUUCGCCGCUUCCUGGAUGAGAGCGGGUUCUGGGUCUCCCUCAGCUACUCAUCCCAGCGCUUCGACGAAGAGAUCCAGUCCAUAUUCUCGGUGGAGGUCAUCAGCAAGAUCCCAACGCCAAAGCACAAGCCGACCGAUCCAGACAUCUUCCACCACUGCUAUCUCCUCCGUCCCCGCGGCUGAUAAUCAACCAAGGUAUCCAUCAGAAACGCGCUCGGCAAAUGUUGAGGUGGCCGCUGAGAGUUUUGCAUGAUACAUGUCUGGCUUUAACUAUACAAUACACAUGUUCCAGGACACGACCAGGGUACGUUACCUUCGAUGUUACAACAACCUUUCGCUCGCGACCUCAUAAGCGGCAAGAGACGUGUGUGCCUUGGUCGAGAGAGCUGGCCAUCAAAGGCGAUCGAUCAUCGUAUGUACCAACCAACCUCAUCGAAUUGCGAAA